Molecule: messenger RNA, 1041 nt
Organism: Fusarium sp. VM40
Lineage: Eukaryota; Fungi; Ascomycota; Sordariomycetes; Hypocreales; Nectriaceae
Source: the annotation of a GenBank genome assembly
AUGGAAGCCCAAAAGUACCAUCAGGAUGAGGCUGUGACGCGGACCGACGACGAUGUUCCAAAUUCUCAAGGAGACGAUUCAUUUGUGGCUCCGCCAACGCUUGGAAUUACUGAGAGUGCUGAGGAGCGUGAAUUUGUUGGAGAAGGCGACGAUUCAUUUGUGGCUCCACCGACGCUGGAAAUCAUUGAGAGCGCCGAGGAGUGUGAAUUCGUAGGAGAGGGCGACGAUUUCCGAUGCAACAGUAUUGGUGCCCGGAUCGUUGUUCAAAUCAGCACAGGGCACCUUUUUCACGCCACCGUCAAACUACCACUUGAUCUUCGCGAUGUCCGCAACCUUGAUUUGGGACUGAUCGACUUGACCUCCGUGGCCCUGGACGACAUCCCUAACAAAUUCGCCUCAUUUCUCGCUGAAGAUUUCAAAUUUGAAGUGGAGUUGGUGAAGAUAAUUCUGAUUCGUUGCGAAACUUUGUGGCCAGAAUAUUCACCUUCGCUCACCAUCGCCCCCGAGCAGAUGUGGGAGUAUUGCUACAUCAAACGCUCAAGCCUGCUUGAUUAUGAAGCCGAUGAGGAGAACAACAAAAAGUUCAAGGAACUCGUCCUGGCAGAAGCAAACACCUGCGAGAUCUUGCGCGAGAAUCCUCACCGAAAUAUUGCCAAGUACUGGGGGUGUGAAGUUGUCGACGGGACGAUCCGUGGACUUUGUUUCGGCCGAUACACCGUCACACUGGGCAACCGUCUGGACACAGGCGUUCCUCUCGAUACACGGGCCUGCCUGCAAGGUAUCAGAGCUGGUGUUGCGCACUUGCACAGCCUGGGUCUUGCCCACAACGACAUCAAUCCAUACAAUAUCAUGAUGGAUCCCAGUGAUAACCCCGUUAUCAUCGAUUUCGAUUCAUGUACUCGUGAAGGAGAGGGGCUUCUCAAGUUUGGAACUCCGGACUGGUUCCCUGAAGGUGCUCGGAUAGGGUCUCGACAGAAUGACUUUUAUGCGCUUAGGAAGAUGGACGAAUAUUUAUCUGUACGGCGGGCGGAGUGGAGUUAG